This is a messenger RNA of Prorocentrum cordatum, 387 nucleotides long. The record is from the annotation of a GenBank genome assembly. NCBI's taxonomy places the organism in Eukaryota, Dinophyceae, Prorocentrales, Prorocentraceae.
AUGCUGGACAACUCUAUCAAGGAGCAGAAGGAGAUCACCAUGCUGGAGGCAGCCGCCCUGGAGGCCGCUGCGCGGAUGCCGGUCGACCCGUCCACAGUCGCCUGUGCCUUCUCCAUAGGCUCCUUCUGCCUGCUGGCACGCUCCGCGCCCCCGGCGCCCAUCUGCGGCUGCCAGUGCGACUGCGGGUCCCCUGGCUGGUCCACCGCCCAGCUGCUCGCCGUCGCGGUGGGGCAGCUCGUGACGGGCUGGUGCGCGGCCCGCUGGUGGACGCCGCCGAGACCGUCGUCUCCGUUCGUGGUGGCCGCGGGCCUGGAGGCGACCAAGCAGCUGACGCUGCCGGCAGGAGCUCGCGGCAGGCUUGAAGGCGGAGCUCCGCCGCUCGCCUGA